UCUGUGUCACAGAGGAGGAACGAUGGUAGCCAGGUCUCACUUGCCCUCUGCGGUGUGCCCAUCGUCGCACAGGUGAAGAUGCCAACUUCACUCAGCUGUGUGGUGUAAAGCCACGCAAAUCGUUUGUUAUACUUAGAGCCAAAGGAGCAGGAAGUCUGGUGGUGGUUUUUGAGAACAAGGAUAGAGCCUGUUUUUCUUAGAUCUGUCAUCACUAUUGGACGAUGUCAUGCUAUGCCUUUGGCUGAUCGCUCAUCUAGCUACCUAGGUAGUGUCUGAAAAGCUGGCUACAGUUCCAUGUGCUUAUGUUGCUACUGGGACCAUUUCGUUAAAAGUAUCGCUGCGACGGAUGACCUGCGAUGUCUCUUGGAGGAACUGAGGACAGUGACUGAAUUUUUAAAGGCAAAAGACACAGCCUUGAAAGGCAGCGUGAACGCUGAGGACAGAAGAGUUUGAUGACACAGCACUGAAGUUCUUUGUUUGGAGUACACGUUAUGAACCCUUUGUGGAGCAUGUCUGCAAACUCUGUGCGCAAACGAGCUGAAGCUGAAGAGACGACACUACCAGGGGAUGUGAAAACCAGUCCUCCGCGGACUGCACCGAAAAAGCAGCUGCCGUCUGUUCCCAAAAGCGCCCUGCCCGUAACGAAGCCUGCAUCUCCAGCCCCAGCAGCGCGGUCAGCAAAUGGCACCCAUGCCUCUUACGGGCCCUUCUACCUGGAGUACUCGCUUCUUGCAGAAUUUACAUUGGUGGUGAAGCAGAAGCUACCAGGUGUCUAUGUACAGCCAUCGUAUCGCUCUGCAUUAGUGUGGUUUGGAGUAAUAUUCAUACGACACGGACUGUAUCAGGAUGGCGUAUUCAAGUUUACGGUGUAUAUUCCUGAUAACUACCCAGAUGGCGACUGUCCACGCCUGCUGUUCGAUAUUCCCGUCUUUCAUCCGCUAGUGGAUUCCACCUCAGGUGAACUGGAUGUGAAGAGAGCAUUUGCAAAGUGGAGGCGGAACCAUAAUCACAUAUGGCAGGUCUUAAUGUACGCACGGAGAGUCUUCUACAAGAUCGAUACCACAAGUCCCCUGAACCCAGAGGCUGCAGUACUGUAUGAAAAAGACAUCCAGCUUUUUAAAAGUAAAGUGGUUGACAGUGUUAAAGUAUGUACUGCUCGUUUGUUUGACCAGCCGAAAAUAGAAGACCCCUACGCAAUUAGCUUUUCUCCAUGGAACCCUUCUGUACAUGAUGAGGCCAGAGAGAAGAUGCUCACUCAGAAAAAGAAGCCUGACGAACAGCACAAUAAAAGUGUUCAUGUUGCUGGCCUGUCAUGGGUAAAGCCUGGCUCAGUACAACCUUUCAGUAAAGAAGAGAAAACAGUAGCAACCUAAGAGAUGGUGGAUCUGGUGCACCAUGCACUUUCCUGCUGGACUCUGGCCUAGUUAGAGCUGACUAAUGGCGAAGGACGGCCUGAAGAGUAAACCGCGUGAACAGUGACUGGCUAUCAGUGUUGUGUAUGCGUAGGUUCUAACAGCAGGGUGUGGAGACCUCUCAUUGAGUAAUGCGUUACUUCUGUCAGAAGUGUCAGGGUGAAUCUAGUUCAGUGCUCCAAAUUAUUGGGGACCUUGAGGCUUAAGUAUUUUUCUGAAUAUGUUAGAGGUAAGUUGUGUUUACUUUAACAGCGGAGAGAAUGAACACUAGGUGGUAGUUGGAAGUUGGUGGUUUCAGCUGUACAUACUUUAGGCCACGAAGAAGAAGGGUGUAGAGAAGAGAUCCAGAGGGCAGCACUUUCAAGUAGAAGACUGGCUUUCCGGCUUCAGCCUGCUGACUUGCUGUAAACGUCUGUCUCAGAAGCAUUAGGAAAGUAGGCAGAAACAGGAUGCUUGUUCAGUUUUUUUGUUUUGUUUUUGUUUUGUUUUAAGCAAAUUACUGUAUUUUUAUGGCAGGAGGAAGAAAGAAGUGUUCAAACGGUUUCUAAUGAAGUCAGGUAUUUAAAUGGUGGAUGACUGAUGUGUUAGUAGAGAUGAAAUAAACCAAUAAAUGAUUGAUUGUCAUUUA
Molecule: messenger RNA, 2040 nt
Organism: Chionomys nivalis (European snow vole)
Lineage: Eukaryota; Metazoa; Chordata; Mammalia; Rodentia; Cricetidae
Gene: Aktip
Product: AKT interacting protein
Exons: 10
Coding region: 492-1373 (293 amino acids)
Source: RefSeq, a predicted model, not a curated record